AUGGAGUCGGGACGGGAGGUGGAGAAGAGAGGUUUUGGUGGUGGCGGGGCAGCCGUCGCCCGUCGGGAAUGGAGGUGGAUAAGAGAGGGGGAGGGCGCGUCGGAAAUGGAGGCGGAAACUCGAGAGAGGUUUUGGUGGUGGCAGGGCGGCCGUCGCCUGUCGGAUUGGGAGUCGGGACGGGAGGUGGAGAGUCGCGGUCUCGCCGGAGAGGAAGAGGAGUCGCGGUCUCGUCGGAGAGGAAGAGGAGUCGCGGAGGCCGGAGAGGAAGAGAGGAAGAGAGGAGUCGCGGCGGUCUCACGGAGAGGAAGAGAGGAAGAGAGGAGUCGCGGCGGUCUCACGGAGAGGAAUUAG
Linum trigynum is the source of this 351-nucleotide messenger RNA. NCBI's taxonomy places the organism in Eukaryota, Viridiplantae, Streptophyta, Magnoliopsida, Malpighiales, Linaceae. The record is from the annotation of a GenBank genome assembly.